GGAUUGCCAACUCACAAGAAUACGUGUCAUAUGUUUCUGAGUUGACGUGUGGGUGGCAUUGUGGUAGAUAUUCAAACCGACUAGAUAAAUCUUCAUAUCUAUACAUCUGUGGUUGGAAAAUAUCUAGAUUCCCAUCUAAUUGAGAAGUUUUUGUUAUAAAAAGAGAGUUACCGCUUUCAUCUUUCGUCAAUAUGAAGUUUUUCCUGGUCUUCAAAGCUCUCAUCUGGAUUUACCUCAUAUCAUUUUCAUCUGCUGAAGAAGAAAAAGAGAUAUCUAUUGAGGAAACGGUGCAAACAGACACUGUAACUGGAAGAAAUAAAGUUUUUGAAGGUUCUACGGAAGGCAUGGUUGUAACUGCGUUCCUGAUAAAACCAGAUUUUCACAUGUUCAAUCAAGAAGUUGAUAAUCCUGAAUUCAAAGAGAAAGCAGCGUGCUUUCAACUGGAGGAAGAGGUUGCUAAUUCCCUAAAACUGAAACCUGUUAAAUUCAUGAGUUACACAACAACCUCGGAAGGAAUCUCAAAGGCUGGAGAUUUUUCUCUUUUGUAUACUAAGAUAUUCUCAUGCCUGACAAAUAGUUUGUACGCAUUUCUCCAUGUGGAGAGAGCGUUCGAAGUAUUGAGUCCAGUCAAAGAGAUUCAUUAUGAUCCCAAUGUACUGAGCAUUGCGAGAAAGAAUAAAUGGAGUUUUACUCGCAAAUUGUUUUGCGUCACAAGUGAGAAAAAACUUUAUGUGACAGAAAAAUCUUUCAGGGGACAAACGGACAUCAAUAAAGUCAUAAGAUUGGAGGAUGGAGUUAAAGUAACAUUCUAUGAUAAAGAAUACAUGGAAAAGAAUAAUUUCUGGCCUCAACCCAGCAAUUAAACGCAUCAUUUUGAAUCGAUUGAUAGUACUAUUCCAACUAAAUGGACUUCAAGAAGAUUCAAUGCACGAAAAAAUAAUUAUUAUUAUCGUAAACAUAUUAGAAAAUAGAAAUUAUCAAAUGUGUUAUGUUAAUGAAAGUUGAAUAAUUUUUUUAACUAGUUUUUCAACUAGUUUCAAAAAUCUAGAAUGAUAGUUUCAAUUAGAGGAAUUAGAAGUAGUUUAGAUAUUGUUUUAAAUAACAGAUUUAAUCUGUCUAUAAUAUAAUACAGGGAAGAAUUAGCUUAUACACGUACGGGAUAGUAAAUUCACAAAUGACGCAUAAUCACGUCUCAACUACUCAACUGAUUAACAUGUUAUUUUGCAUAUUAAUUCUUAAAUUACUGAGGAUGGUUAUAGGUUUUUUUUUUUAAUUUUUAAAGAUUUCAGUAGGACAAAUAGUCAGUCUUAUUAAACCCUUGCGAAGCACGGGUUACCUGCUAGUAUUCAAUAAAAAUACAUAAAUUUUUAGUCCGAAAAUACCAUGUUGACCAUAUACAUGGUGUUAUAGCUACUACAAUAUCUGAAAGAAAAAUGGGACCAUAAUCUAAAAUGGGACCAUAAUCAUCCUCGGUAAAUUUAAGGCCGGUUUCCGAGCUUGGGAUUUGGCUAAGUUCUACACUUUAAACAGCUGAAGUCAGAAAAUAAUAAUUGGCUUUCCGAAACGGGGCGUAGUCGUAGUCAGUGGCCCAUAUGAAUAAAACCAGAGCAAAUGCUCAUGAGCAAGAGCAUGGAGCAUAAGGUUUUGCUCAUGAGCAAAAGGUAGAAGCAAAAGCAUUUGCUCAUUUUUAUAUGAAUAAGCUUUACCUUAUACUCUUACCUUAUGCUCCUGAACUCUGGAGCAAAUGCUCACGUAUUUUAAAGAUUUUUCAUCAGCUGAUUCGCUUGUGUAGCCUUAGUUUGUUUUUAUAGCUCACGGAAGCGCUAAAUAUGCAAGUAGGGGGCACCGCUUGUGUUUGCGUCGUCUGCUCUGUUUUCUAUUUAUGAAUAGAGUUUUAGGUUAGUUGAGUUUGGAAUUUUGAAAUAAUAGCGUGAAAAAAUGUCAUCUCUAUAAUAAUUUUCAGCAUAUUCUUAUAAUAUCAAUAGCCAGCCUUCUUAUAAUCGUCUACACUCUCAUCUUCUUAAAUGUCUUUUGUAUUUAUUCUAUUGUAGGGACAAUGGUGAUAUUAUAUCAUGGUUGAAGAUAGAAAGAGUCUUAUAGUUCUCAACUAUUGGUUGUGAUUGUAUCUGGUAUAGUUUCCUCAUCCUCAUACGAAUUAGUUGAGCCAUUCUACUAUGAGCAAAAGGUGAUAAGCUGCUCUAGACUAGACUCACCUUUUUUGAAGCAUUUGCUUCAAAAGUUGAGCAAAUGCUCUAGUUUAUUCAUACAGUUUUGAGUAUAAGCUUUUACUCUUGAGCAAAUGCUCAAACUAUUUUCUUGAUGAGCAUGAGCAAAAAGUUUUGCUCACGUUUAUUCAUAGAAAAUGAAGCAAAUGCUCCAUAUUUUAGAAGUAUAAGCAAAUGCUCAACUUUAUUCAUAUGGCCCAUUGUCAUAGUCACGUUUGAAUUAAACUAGUCAUUAAGUUUCUCGAAAAACUAGAAAAUCUAAGUCUAAAAAACUGAAUUAAAACUAAGUCUGAGUCUAAAAACCAAGUCUAAAAACUAAGUAUCAAAACUGAAAAACUCAGUCUUCGAAAAACUAGAAAAUUGAGCACAAAAAAAGAAAAUAGUGUAAAGUUCCAGCUGUUUUGAAUUAUUUAGGAAUGUUUAAUUUCGUCAAGGAUAAACGUUUCCAAUAUCAUAGAAAUGAGAAAAUAAGAACUGCGACUACGCCCCGUUUUGGAAAGCCAAUUUUCUGGCUCCAGCUGUUUAAAGUCUAGAACUUAGCUAAAUCCCGAGCUCGGAAACCGGCCCUGAGAAUCUAUUUAUGCAGGAUUCCAUGUUAAUCAGUUGAGUAGUUGAGACGUGAUGAUGCGUCAUUCGUGAAUUUCCUAUUCCGUACGUGUAUAAGCCGAUUCUUUCCUCUAUUAUAAUUAUCAGAGAUUAUCUGAAUUUGAAGUUUGUUCUCUGUUUUUCUGAAGUUUUAUCAUCAACCUAUGUAGAUUUUAAAUUCUUUGUUUUAUUUUAAGAUUAAUGGUUUUGUGUGAGAAUCAAUAACGGCAUAACCUAUGUAAUAUCUUGGGGAAUAGGCCUAUAAUGUUUUUCUGGAUACUGUAUUGUUUGUUAUAUCCAAUAAAUGAAUAAA
Messenger RNA from Nilaparvata lugens (brown planthopper), 3123 nucleotides. RefSeq lists its product as uncharacterized. Bases 192 to 863 code for a protein of 223 amino acids. The transcript has 5 exons. NCBI's taxonomy places the organism in Eukaryota, Metazoa, Arthropoda, Insecta, Hemiptera, Delphacidae. The record is from RefSeq and is a predicted model, not a curated record.